Messenger RNA from Cotesia glomerata, 1477 nucleotides. Its product is annotated as glycerol-3-phosphate dehydrogenase [NAD(+)], cytoplasmic-like. The record is from RefSeq and is a predicted model, not a curated record. Gene Ontology annotation, molecular function: NAD binding; protein homodimerization activity; glycerol-3-phosphate dehydrogenase [NAD(P)+] activity. The coding region runs from base 303 to 1382 and encodes 359 amino acids. Lineage: Eukaryota; Metazoa; Arthropoda; Insecta; Hymenoptera; Braconidae. Gene Ontology annotation, cellular component: cytosol; glycerol-3-phosphate dehydrogenase (FAD) complex. Gene Ontology annotation, biological process: carbohydrate metabolic process; glycerol-3-phosphate catabolic process. The transcript is spliced from 6 exons.
AUAGUUACGUUCGUUAAUACUAUUCUCAACUCAGUUCAUCCUUAAGAGAGAUCCGAGACAUUGGAGUCUGUCCAAUACUAAAGACCUCCAACUAAACCUCCGUCCAACCAGUUGACAAUAAAAUUUGCUCUCUUGCUCUAUCUACGAUUAGUUAUUUCGCUAACUAAGGUCAAUGGUGAAUUAGAAUCAGCGAGUACUUUUUAAGAAGUCUCCUCACCUGUCAGUCGACCGAUUCACUCUCUGACAGCAAGUAAACCGCAAAUUUUUUAUUUAACACUCGUCACCUUUUUUUAUUUAUUAAAAUGUCUACCAAGAAGAAGGUUUGCAUCGUCGGAAGUGGCAAUUGGGGCUCAGCAAUUGCUAAAAUAGUUGGUGCCAAUGCUACUAAAUUUAAUAAUAAAUUUGAAGAACAAGUUACCAUGUACGUGUACGAAGAAAUGAUUGAUGGAAAAAAGCUUACAGAAAUAAUAAACACUCAGCAUGAGAAUGUAAAAUAUUUACCAGGACAUAAACUACCUCCUAAUGUUGUCGCUGUUCCGGAUGUUGUCGAAGCGGCAAAGGAUGCAGAUAUCCUUAUCUUCGUCAUCCCGCACCAGUUUAUCCGCGGGCUGGCUGCAGCGAUGCUGGGAAAAAUAAAGUCCACCGCUGUUGGGCUUUCUCUGAUCAAAGGGUUCGAUUCCAGUGACGGAAAGAGCAUUAAAUUGAUCUCCAAAGUCGUUGAAGAGCAUCUCAAGAUUCCUUGCUACGUUUUGAUGGGCGCUAAUCUUGCCAAUGAAGUCGCCGAGGAGAAAUUCUGUGAAACUACUAUUGGAGUUAGAGACAAGCGUCUUGCACCAGUACUUAGAGAUUUAAUGAUGACACCUAAUUUCCGGGUUGUCUGUGUUGAAGAUUGCGAGGCUGUUGAAGUUUGCGGUGCACUGAAAAAUAUUGUAGCAUGUGGAGCAGGAUUUGUCGACGGUUUAGGACUUGGUGACAACACAAAAGCUGCAGUAAUAAGAUUAGGUCUUAUGGAGAUGAUUAAAUUCGUGGAUACAUUCUACGGUGGAUCAAAACUUUCAACAUUCUUCGAAAGCUGCGGUGUCGCUGAUCUCAUCACAACUUGCUACGGUGGUCGUAAUCGCCGAGUUUGCGAGCAAUUUGUUAAGACAACAAAGUCUAUAAAAGAACUCGAGGACGAGUUACUGGGAGGAAUGAAACUUCAGGGACCAGCAACUGCUGAAGAAGUUAACGGGAUGCUGAAAGCCCAGAACAUGACCGAUAAAUUUCCUCUUUUCACAGCCGUGCAUCGCAUUUGCACGCGGGAGCUCAAACCCACUGACUUGAUUGACCAAAUUCGCAACCACCCUGAGCACGCGAUGAAAAUGGAAGUAAUAGAAGACUAGUUACUCAUAAAUUUAAGAAGCCAAAAUUAAUGUGAUAAAAAUUGUAAAGAAUUAAAAUUGUAAAAUUAAAUUAAUAAAUAUAUUUAUUUAGAAAA